Molecule: messenger RNA, 277 nt
Organism: Funneliformis mosseae
Lineage: Eukaryota; Fungi; Glomeromycota; Glomeromycetes; Glomerales; Glomeraceae
Source: the annotation of a GenBank genome assembly
AUGACUAUUUGCACAACACCCAAUUUUCAAAAAUUCUUCUUCUUUUAUCUAAAAAUUGUCGACCAUCCCUCUUUGGUGUCUUGCAAAGGAAAUAAGUCUGCUUUCAAAAUCUCAGUUAAAACGAAUAAUAAUCUUUCCAUUCUCAAGGAAAUCCUCAAGGAGAAAAGGAGUCCAUGUUUUGACGAUUUUGCUUCUGACGAACUCAUUUUAUGGCGUGUCAACUUCGAACAGAGUAUAAUUAACGAGAUGAUUACAAAUGUUAAUACCAGGAAAUACG